AUGGGAGCGUCUCUGCCUCCCAAAGAGGCUAACCUCUUCAAGCUCAUCGUCAAAUCAUAUGAAAGUAAACAGUAUAAGAAGGGACUGAAGGCAGCAGAUGCUAUCUUGAAGAAGUUUCCAGAGCAUGGAGAAACUUUAUCAAUGAAGGGUUUGACAUUAAAUUGCAUGGAUCGUAAAUCUGAAGCAUAUGAACUUGUCCGACUUGGCUUAAAGAAUGACCUUAAAAGCCAUGUUUGCUGGCAUGUUUAUGGCCUCCUUUACCGAUCGGACCGAGAAUAUAGGGAGGCCAUCAAAUGCUAUCGAAAUGCAUUGAGAAUAGAUCCAGACAAUAUUGAAAUACUGAGGGACUUGUCACUCUUGCAGGCUCAAAUGCGAGACCUGACAGGUUUCGUUGAGACUAGACAGCAACUUCUAUCCCUGAAACCAAAUCAUCGCAUGAAUUGGAUUGGCUUUGCCGUUGCCCACCAUUUGAACUCAAAUGGUUCAAAAGCAGUUGAAAUUCUUGAAGCAUAUGAAGGGACACUGGAAGAUGAUUAUCCCCCAGAUAAUGAACGAUGUGAGCAUGGGGAAAUGCUUUUGUAUAAGAUCUCUUUAUUAGAGGAAUGUGGUUCUCUUGAGAGAGCUCUUGAGGAGCUGCAUAAGAAAGAGUCAAAAAUUGUUGAUAAAUUGACUCUAAAAGAACAAGAGGUUUCUCUAUUAGUGAAGCUUGGUCGUCUUGAAGAAGGUGCUGAAUUGUACAAGGCAUUACUUUCUGUUAAUCCUGACAACUACAGGUAUUAUGAAGGCCUACAAAAAUGUGUGGGGCUGUGUUUGAAAAAUGACCUUUCUUCUUCUGAUAUCGAUCAAUUGGAUGCCUUAUACAAAUCACUUGGGCAGCAAUACACUUGGUCAUCUGCUGUUAAGAGGAUACCACUUGAUUUUCUCCAAGGCGACAAGUUUUGUGAAGCUGCAGAUAAUUAUAUUAGGCCCCUCCUGACCAAGGGAGUUCCUUCAUUAUUCUCAGAUCUCUCACCACUAUACGAUCAACCUGGAAAGGCAGACAUAUUGGAGAAACUCAUUCUUGAAUUUGAGCAUUCACUUAGGAUAAGUGGGGGAUACCCUAGGAGGGCAGAAAAAGAGCCUCCUUCAACACUUAUGUGGACCUUGUUUUUCUUGGCUCAGCAUUACGAUAGACGGGGACAGUAUGAUGUUGCUCUUAGUAAAAUUGACGAGGCUAUUGAGCACACUCCAACUGUGAUUGAUUUAUAUUCUGUCAAGAGCCGCAUUUUGAAGCAUGCUGGUGAUUUGGCAGCUGCUGCUACUUUGGCAGAUGAAGCUAGAUGUAUGGAUCUUGCAGAUAGAUAUAUCAACAGUGAAUGUGUCAAACGUAUGCUGCAGGCUGAUCAGGUGGCUUUGGCAGAAAAAACGGCUGUUUUGUUUACAAAAGAUGGGGAUCAGCACAACAACCUUCAUGACAUGCAGUGCAUGUGGUAUGAACUUGCUUCUGGUGAGAGUUACUUCCGUCAAGGUGAUCUGGGACGGGCUUUGAAGAAGUUUUUAGCAGUGGAGAAGCACUAUGCAGAUAUCACUGAAGACCAAUUUGACUUCCAUUCCUAUUGUUUAAGGAAAAUGACACUACGAGCUUAUGUGGCAAUGCUCAAAUUUCAAGAUCGUUUGCAUGCACAUGCAUAUUUCCACAAAGCUGCGGCUGGAGCUAUCAGAUGUUAUAUAAAAUUGUUUGAUUCUCCUUCAAAGUCGACAGCUGAAGAAGAUGAUGAAAUGUCAAAGUUGGCGCCUUCUCAGAGAAAGAAGAUGAGGCAAAAACAGAAAAAGGCAGAAGCCUGA
Dovyalis caffra is the source of this 1824-nucleotide messenger RNA. The record is from the annotation of a GenBank genome assembly. NCBI's taxonomy places the organism in Eukaryota, Viridiplantae, Streptophyta, Magnoliopsida, Malpighiales, Salicaceae.